AUAUUCAUGUCCUUUUCCCUCGAAACAGAUCUCAGGCCGGAAAAUGUUCUGUUUGACGAAGGAACGCCACCCAGACUAUUCAGGAACUUCUCAUUCAUACUCCUCAGAUCAUCGACGGUGAAUUUGAAUUGAAAGGCGCACGUUAUCCCAUCAUGCGGUCGCAGCCUAUUCCUCAUCCUUUUCGGUGGGACGACCCCGGCAUCACUGUAGAACUGUAUUCAGUUUGUGUGACGGGUUUCAGGAAAGUGCAAAUGACCAAUGCACGACCUCCGAGUCCAACGAGAACAAUAAGUUCAUAUGACUUGCGUGCACCAGAAGUUAUCCUGGGGGCCGACUAUAAUGUCAAGGUAGACAUAUGGGCACUCGGAUGCAUGACUUUUGAGCUUCUCACUGGAAGUACGCUGUUCAUUCCACAAGCAGGUCAAAGUAUCGAAGAUGAGCAUUUGGCAAAGAUGGCGCAGAUGACGGGGGAGAGUUUCUCAGAAAAGAUCCUCGCGAAGUUCCGGAAGCGCAACGAGCACUUUGACGAGAGCGGGAAGUUAUUGCGUAUUGAGCAACUAUCCUUGAUGACUCUCGAGAGCGCAAUGAUCGAUCACGGUCUGCCGGAAGUAGAAGCGGCUGCUGCUGCAGCGUUCAUCUAUGCGUGUUUGCACUUGAAUUCAGAAGAACAAUCUUCGACCAGUGGCUUGCUCAAACAUCCAUGGAUGGAGUGUGCAUAUAUGUACUGCCAGUGUUAGCCUAUCAUUUCUGCAUUCUAGUAUUACAGGCACUGGGCACGUUAAUUCUUGAACAAUGAUAAAGAACUCUCGUGCUACACACCACCGCCAGUUGA
Messenger RNA from Suillus subalutaceus, 832 nucleotides. Its product is annotated as kinase-like domain-containing protein. Bases 153 to 737 code for a protein of 194 amino acids. The transcript is spliced from 4 exons. The record is from RefSeq and is a predicted model, not a curated record. NCBI's taxonomy places the organism in Eukaryota, Fungi, Basidiomycota, Agaricomycetes, Boletales, Suillaceae. Gene Ontology annotation, biological process: spliceosomal complex assembly; regulation of mRNA processing; protein phosphorylation. Gene Ontology annotation, molecular function: protein kinase activity; ATP binding.